This is a messenger RNA of Nicotiana attenuata, 2293 nucleotides long. Its product is annotated as 2-isopropylmalate synthase A. Gene Ontology annotation, molecular function: 2-isopropylmalate synthase activity. Bases 121 to 1947 code for a protein of 608 amino acids. NCBI's taxonomy places the organism in Eukaryota, Viridiplantae, Streptophyta, Magnoliopsida, Solanales, Solanaceae. Gene Ontology annotation, biological process: L-leucine biosynthetic process. The transcript has 12 exons. The record is from RefSeq and is a predicted model, not a curated record. Gene Ontology annotation, cellular component: chloroplast.
CCCAUUGGCCACCACUAAAACCCCGCCCACACCCACUUUUCUUCUUUGUGUUGACUCCAUCUUCUUCAAACUUUGCGCACAUCUCUACUCUCUUGUCUUUUCUAUCCGAAAAAAAAAAAAAUGUCUUCUCUCUGUUCAAACUCUGCAACUUCUCUUAGCUCUACUGUCUCCUUCCAAUCCAAAAAUCCUCUUCUUCACACCAUCUAUAACUUCUUUCCUUCAAUCAAAACACACUCUUAUUUCCCAUAUACAGUUAUCCGGUGCUCAAUUCAAAAGCGACCUGAAUAUAUACCGAGUAAAAUCGCCGACCAUAAAUACGUACGCAUUUUCGACACGACUCUCCGCGAUGGAGAGCAAUCCCCGGGCGCUACGAUGACUACGAAAGAAAAAUUAGAUGUUGCCCGUCAAUUAGCGAAACUCGGAGUUGACAUAAUCGAAGCUGGGUUUCCAGCUUCAUCUGAAGCUGAUUUUGAAGCUGUGAGAUUAAUAGCAGAGGAAAUUGGAAAUAAUUAUAGUGACGGUGAUUAUGUGCCGGUGAUUUGUGGAUUAGCGAGGUGUAAUAAGAGGGAUAUUGAUAAAGCGUGGGAAGCUGUGAAGUGUGCGAAGAAACCUAGGGUUCAUACGUUUAUAGCGACGAGUGAGAUACAUAUGAAGUAUAAGUUGAAGAUGAGUAAAGAAGAAGUAGUGGAGAAAGCGCGGAGUAUGGUUGCUUAUGCGAGGAGCUUGGGGUGUGAGGAUGUUGAAUUUAGCCCUGAAGAUGCCGGAAGGUCCGAGCGUGAGUUCCUUUAUCAUAUCCUUGGAGAAGUUAUUAAAGCUGGUGCAACAACCCUUAACAUACCUGAUACUGUUGGAUACACUGUGCCCACUGAAUUUGGACAAUUAAUUGCUGACAUAAAAGCCAAUACCCCAGGAAUUGAAAAUGUGAUCAUUUCAACCCACUGCCAGAAUGAUCUUGGACUUUCUACUGCCAACACUUUAGCUGGAGCUUGUGCAGGGGCAAGACAAGUAGAAGUGACCAUCAAUGGCAUUGGUGAAAGAGCUGGAAAUGCUUCUCUGGAGGAGGUUGUAAUGGCCUUAAAAUGUCGCGGAGAGCAAGUAUUAGGUGGCCUCUACACGGGGAUUAAUACUCAACACAUUGUCCCGACGAGCAAAAUGGUGGAGGAGUACACUGGGCUUCAAGUGCAGCCACAUAAGGCCAUUGUUGGAGCUAAUGCAUUUGCUCAUGAAAGUGGCAUCCAUCAGGAUGGAAUGUUAAAACACAAAGACACCUAUGAGAUUAUAUCUCCUGAAGAUAUUGGGCUUAAUCGUGCUAAUGAAGCCGGUAUUGUCCUUGGGAAACUCAGUGGGCGCCAUGCAUUGAAAUCCAAAAUGCUUGAGCUUGGAUAUGACAUUGAGGGAAAAGAACUAGAGGACCUCUUCUGGCGAUUUAAGUCCGUGGCUGAGAAGAAAAAGAAAGUUACAGAUGAUGACAUAAUAGCACUGAUGUCAGAUGAAGUUUUCCAGCCUCAAGUUGUUUGGCAACUUGCAGAUGUACAGAUUACCUGUGGAAGUCUUGGCCUCUCUACAGCAACUGUUAAGCUUAUUGACAGUGAUGGUCAAGAUCAUGUUGCUUGUUCUGUUGGAACCGGACCAGUUGAUGCAGCGUAUAAGGCAGUUGACCUCAUUGUAAAGGUACCUAUAACACUCCUCGAGUAUUCCAUGAAUGCAGUCACAGAAGGUAUAGAUGCCAUAGCCUCAACCAGAGUGUUAAUCCGCGGGGAGGAUGACCAUGCUAUAACCAAUAGUUCAAUUGGACCGACUCUUCACCGUACAUUUAGUGGAACUGGAGCUGAUAUGGACGUUGUUAUAUCUAGUGUCCGAGCCUAUAUUGGUGCAUUGAACAAAAUGUUGAGUUUCGGGAAGCUGGUUUCGAGAUACAACAAGCCUGAAGGUAGUGUGGUAGUAUAAAUGAUGGUGUGUGAUCAAGGAAUAAACUCCUGCCUCCAUCUCUUGCAAAUUUAUGUUCCAAUUUCUUGUAUCAUUUCUCUUAUCAAUUGUAUAGGAGUAGGGAACUUAUCCAGCAUUCUAGGACUGCCUGUAAGAACUGGCGAUGGUAAACGGCAAAUGUGAGUCAUCGUGCAUUUUCAAUUACUCCUGUAUUCUCUCCAUUCUUCUGCAGGUUGAUGUACAGCUUGUUGUUUAUGCUGGAACAAAGCUUAAAUAUUUCUUAAUGUAUGAAAACCAUUUGAUCUUUGUGUUGUACCAAUUAAACAGACACAUUAAUGAUAUAAGAUGUGGUUUAGCUUUAUGCUUA